Molecule: messenger RNA, 2181 nt
Organism: Uloborus diversus
Lineage: Eukaryota; Metazoa; Arthropoda; Arachnida; Araneae; Uloboridae
Gene: okr
Product: DNA repair and recombination protein RAD54-like
Exons: 1
Coding region: 1-2181 (726 amino acids)
Biological process (GO): reciprocal meiotic recombination; double-strand break repair via synthesis-dependent strand annealing
Cellular component (GO): nucleus
Molecular function (GO): DNA translocase activity; ATP-dependent chromatin remodeler activity; ATP binding
Source: RefSeq, a predicted model, not a curated record
AUGAGGAGAAGUUCUGCUCCAAGUCAACUAGCUAAAAGAAAAGCUUCUCCAACAAACAUCACAAUAAAGCGCUGUAUUAUUAUUGAUAAGACUGUCCCGAAAACUGUAAAUGCUACUGUAUGCAAAGAAAAUAUAUCAAAUCAGAUAAAUAAUGAAGGAAUAUCUCAUGAAGAAUUAAUAAAGCAAAUCUUGUCCAAACCUUUCAAAGUUCCAAUACCAAAUUAUUCUGGUUCGUAUAAGCAUAGAUCUUUGGGCUUUCGUCGCUCUGGAGUUAAAGCAGCUUUACACGACCCAGAUGAAGAAGGUGCUUUGAUUCUGUAUGAGCCCUCCACUGUUCCUCUUCAUGAGAAAUUAAACGUAUCGGCUACUAAGGUUGAUGUACACGUCGUGGUUGAUCCAUUAUUGUGUAAAAUAUUGAGGCCUCAUCAGAGGGAAGGUGUGAAAUUUAUGUGGGACUGUAUAACUGGCAAACAAAUAGAAAACAGUUAUGGCUGUAUUAUGGCUGAUGAAAUGGGGUUGGGGAAGACUUUGCAAUGCAUUACUUUGUUAUGGACUGGCUUGAAGCAAGGGCCGACCGCCAAACCCAUUAUUGAUAAAGUUAUCAUUGUGGCUCCCAGUAGUUUGGUGAAAAACUGGGAGAGGGAAGUUAAUAAAUGGCUCAAUGGCAAAGUUGGAGUUUUAGCGAUAGAUGGCGGCAGUAAGAGUGAGAUUGAUAAAAAAUUGGAAAGCUUUGUUUUCGCUGUUGGCAGGACAUGUAUUCCGAUUUUGAUAAUAUCAUAUGAAACAUUUCGACUCCAUGCCACAGUUUUGUACAAGACUGAAAUUGGUUUGGUAAUAUGCGAUGAAGGUCACAGACUGAAAAAUUCUGAGAAUCAAACAUAUCAGGCCCUCGAUAAGCUGAAUGCAAAGCGAAGGGUUCUUUUAUCCGGUACGCCCAUUCAAAACGACUUGUUGGAGUAUUUCAGUCUUAUACAAUUUGUGAACAAAGAUAUUUUGGGAACGGCACAGGAGUUUAAAAAGAAAUUCGAAAGACCCAUACUCCGAUGUAGAGACAUAGAUGCCACGAAAGAUGAGCAAGAAAAAGGUAAGGAAAAAUUAGAUGAAUUGAUCUCCAUUGUUAACAGAUGCAUGAUACGUCGAACAUCUCAGCUGCUGUCCAAUUACCUUCCUGUCAAAUAUGAACUCGUUGUCUGUUGCGAGAUGACAGAGUUACAAAAAAAUCUUUACACACAUUACGUUAAUUCACAAGCUGUAAGUAAAGCUUUAGAUUCAAAUAGCAAAAUCAGUGCCCUCUCUGCAGUUACGAGUUUGAAAAAAAUAUGCAAUCAUCCUGACUUAAUAUUGGAUCUUGCCAAGAAAAACCAAGAUGGUUUGGGUAGUUGUUUGAAAUUUUUCCCUCCAAAGCAUGACGGCAAAACCGUGAUUCCUGAGUUAUCCGGGAAGAUGAAGGUUUUAGACGGUAUAUUAGCUUUUGUGAAAGCAACUUCAAAUGACAAGAUAGUGCUGGUGUCAAAUUAUACGCAAACUUUAGACUUGUUCGAAAGACUGUGUCAAUUAAGAAAUUAUACGUUUGUCAGACUCGACGGUACGAUGACUGUGAAAAAAAGAGGUAAAAUCGUCGAAACUUUCAAUAUACCCACAAGUGAUAUAUUUAUUUUCAUGCUCAGCAGCAAAGCGGGUGGGUGUGGUCUAAAUCUUAUCGGGGCCAAUAGAUUAGUGAUGUUCGACCCCGAUUGGAACCCAGCAAAUGACGCUCAAGCUAUGGCACGGGUUUGGAGGGAUGGUCAGAAAAAAGAAUGUUUUGUUUAUAGGUUACUGUCAACAGGUAGUAUUGAUGAAAAAAUUCUGCUCAGACAGACUCACAAGAAAGGUUUAAGUAGUUGUGUAGUUGACGAAGAAGAAGUGACUAGGCAUUUCAGUUUGUCUGAACUGAAAGAGUUGUUUCGCUUGGAGUCCAGCACUUUCAGCGAUACGCAUGACAAAAUUCGAUGCAAGCGAUGUGUCAAUUGGAUUCAAGUGACGUCACCGCCCGACAAUGCCACUUGCAACAAUGAUUUAUCGCAGUGGCACCAUUCCAAAGAGAAGAAAAAUGUCCCCGAUCAUAUACUCAAAUCUUGUUGGAAUACUGGAGUAACAUUUGUAUUUUACCAAAAAUCUCACGAAAAGAAAUAUAUUCCGUAG